Molecule: messenger RNA, 1167 nt
Organism: Talpa occidentalis (Iberian mole)
Lineage: Eukaryota; Metazoa; Chordata; Mammalia; Eulipotyphla; Talpidae
Gene: SHISA8
Product: shisa family member 8
Biological process (GO): regulation of AMPA receptor activity; regulation of short-term neuronal synaptic plasticity
Cellular component (GO): dendritic spine membrane; AMPA glutamate receptor complex; postsynaptic membrane
Source: RefSeq, a predicted model, not a curated record
AUGGCGCGGGCCGGGGCGCAGGGGCUGCGGCUCGCGCUGGGGCUGGCGCUGCUGCUGGCGCGGCCGCCGUCGGGCCAGGCGGGCGCCCCCGAGGCGCAGGAGCCCGCGGCGCCCGGCACGGCGGCCCCCGCGGGGGGCGACCGCUGCCGCGGCUACUACGACGUGAUGGGCCAGUGGGACCCGCCCUUCAACUGCAGCUCCGGCGCCUACAGCUUCUGCUGCGGCACGUGCGGCUACCGCUUCUGCUGCCACGACGGGCCGCGGCGCCUCGACCAGAGCCGCUGCUCCAACUACGACACGCCGGCCUGGGUGCAGACCGGCCGCCCGCCCGCGCGCGCGCGCGACCCCGCCGCGCCCCGGGACCCGGCCCGCGAGCGCAGCCACACGGCCGUCUACGCGGUGUGCGGCGUCGCGGCGCUGCUGGUGCUGGCGGGCAUCGGGGCGCGCCUGGGCCUGGAGAGGGCGCACAGCCCCCGCGCGCGGCGCGCCGUGACCAGGACACUGACCGAACUGCUGAAACAGCCAGGCCCCCAGGAACCACUGCCUCCACCUCUGGGCCCACCGCUGGGCAGCUGUGUCCAGGUGCAGAUGGGUGACGGGCUCCCCGGGGGGUCCCCCCACAACAGUUCAGAUAAGAAACGCCCCAACCACGCACCUCUGGGGUCAGCCGCUUCGGGGCCACUCCGCGGCCCCCGGCUGCAGGGCGGAGGCAGCUUGACGCUGCAGCCUGACUACGCCAAGUUCGCCACCCUCAAGGCCGCCGCGCUCACCCUCAAGGCCGCAGACGCCCGCCCGCCCGACUUCUACCCGCGUUUCCCCGCGGCCGAGCCGGCGCCGCUGGCCCUCCCGGCGCGGCCCCCGCAGGACUUGCCGGUGCUGCUGGACGCCUGCCCCUGGGCCCCGCCGGGCUACGCGCCCCCCGCCGGCCCCGCGCCGUCGGGCCACUACAGCGCCUGGACGGCCGGCCGCGCGCCCCGCGCCGCCCCCCGCGGCCCCCCCGCGGCGCCCGCCUCCCCCGCGCCCCGGCGGCCCGGCCGCGCGCCCCGGCGCCAGUUCAGCGCCGAGAAGCUGCCCGACGCCUUCGGCCCCCCCCCCGGCCGCCACGGCAGCGCGGGCCGCGGGCCCCGGCACCUGAGCACGAACAGCAAAGCCGAGGUCACCGUGUGA